Messenger RNA from Anguilla rostrata (American eel), 2225 nucleotides. Its product is annotated as immunoglobulin alpha-2 heavy chain-like. NCBI's taxonomy places the organism in Eukaryota, Metazoa, Chordata, Actinopteri, Anguilliformes, Anguillidae. The transcript has 6 exons. Gene Ontology annotation, cellular component: external side of plasma membrane; B cell receptor complex. The record is from RefSeq and is a predicted model, not a curated record. Gene Ontology annotation, biological process: B cell receptor signaling pathway; B cell differentiation. Bases 114 to 1034 code for a protein of 306 amino acids.
UCUGUGACAUAUUCCGAGUGCGUCACUAACGUUCUUUUUUUGGUACUCAGCCGGGACACAGUAACUAUUUGACGUUCUGGCAAUACGCCCUCGGUGUAUUUCAGUGGCGCGCAAUGUCUCGGCUUUCUCUUCUCAUCUGGUUCAUCGCACUGAUUGCUAACGCAGGAGCAGUGGUUUUGCAGAACCCCCUAUCAUUGCGAGUUGCCGUGGGCACCAGUGUCAAACUGCACUGUGACAUCAGCGGAGCGAUGGGCCGAUGUGCGUUUGUGUGGUGGCUGCUGGUGCAGCCCAGAACUGGGCUCACAAUCUACCGCAACACAAAUGCAAAAGUCAUCACUGUCACUGGGAACUCAGAGACUGCAGAUAAAGCCUGCAUCCUGAUCAUACCCAGCACCAAGACCUCAGACACUGGCACCUACUACUGUGCUGUCAGCGAUUCACGCACAGUGCAUUAUGGGAAUGGGACAACGCUUGUCGUCACGGAGCGAGUAGUCAAAGAUAUCACAAUGGAGAUCCUGGUGCCUGGGACCCAGCCUCUGGACCCCUCUGCCCCUGUAACUGUGAUGUGCGUGGUGUCCGGGGUGGACCCCAGUAAGGCCAGGGUGCACUGGCAGGUGGAGGGGAAGGUGGAGCAUGCAGAGUUGCCCCCGGCCAAUGCGCUGGCCUCAGACUCUGUGAGAACCUGGCUGUCCGUGCCAGGGCCCUCCUGGGCCAGCGGGGCACCGGUCACCUGCGUGCUGGAGACCGCCAAGGGGCUGAAUCUGAACAGAACCGUCAGCAGGACAGGAAUAUGGACUCUGAACCCCUGCAUGUAUCUGCUGGCAGCUAUGGGUGGAGCCUCUUUCCUCGUCCUCGUUACCAGUGUUCUGACUGUUUGUGUCAUCUGGCAGAAACGCAGCCGACUGACAAAGUCUCACCCCAGGUCCAAAUCUGGUAUAAACUGGUCAAGACCGCCACAACAGGUUUUAGAACAAGUGCAGUACACUAGUCUGAGGUUUGGAGGCACAAGAAGGGAGGCCGUUUCUCACUUCUGAAACGGUGUGUGUGUGUGUGUGUGGUGUGUGUGUGUACGUGUGUGUGUGUGUGCCCUGCCGUACACAGGACCAGGGCUGUACAUUUGCUCGUCAUCCUGAAGGCAUCCUCUGUGUGAUGUAGGUGUCACUUUGUAAGGGGAAGCCACCUCUGCUUUGAGAUAUAAUCUCAUCUUCUAUGAUUUAUCAUCAACUUAAUGUUGCUAUAUAUGAACUGUUUUUGUUUCCACACAUUUAUGUGAAUUUAUGCGACCAUCAAAUGUAUUUAUUUACAUAAUAUUGUGCUAGCAUAAGAUGUAUAAGUAUAGCUGAAGAGUAAUAUUACCACUGAUACUGUUUCAUUUUUAAAUUCCUAACUUAAUUCAUUUUCUGGAAUGUUUUCUCGACCGGAGUAUCUAUUGCAUAUGCUAUUUCAGUACCUCUCCAAUAGAUGGCACUAUAGUUUUUCCCAUGAGAGUGGUUUAACAGUGCUCCAUACAGAACUUUUAUGUAUAUAAACCCACCCUCUAUUUACCUCUGAAACUAGCCUUGGAAAAAUAUACAGUAUGUGAUAUUUUGAAAUGUAAAUAAUUUUGAUUACCAAUAUGUACAAUAAUAAGUAUGGAGUCUUUCAUGACAUAGAGAGUUUUUUUUUUUUUUUUUUGCUUGUCUACAAUAUAUGAUACUUUUAACACUGGAUCAGUGCAGUAUCCAUUCAGAAACCAUGUAUGUAUUACCCCACUGCACAAGGCUACCACUCAGACCAUGAAAAAUAAUGGGCAAUGUUGAAUUCACAUAGAAUAGUAAUAACAGAUACACAAUCACAGGAAAUAAAAAAAAUUAUAUUCAGCAGUCAGUUUACAUGAUAAUUGAGUUGGUGAACUCUUCCCGAUUAACUCACAAGCUGCUCCUGAGGUUUCUAAUCCUAUGGUUUUAUUGACCCUCAGUCAUUGCUGUAGAGAGGAUCCCUGUAGAGAGUUGUCAUGUCACAAGCCAAGUAGGGUGGUCAGGUUUAUGUUGUCGAAUAAAUGCAAGGUACAGUUGCUUCCCAGCUACGUUAUAUGAAUUAAUCUCAGGAUUUAUUCAAACCUUUAUGAAGUGGAAGUCUUUAUGCAAUCGUCACAUGUUCAAAGCACUUCAUUCUCUUGACAUGUUUUCUGUUUCUAAUAUAAAUAUUCUCUUUUAGUAAUUAAAUAAAAUUAUGCACUUCUCUCA